This is a messenger RNA of Triticum turgidum subsp. durum (durum wheat), 561 nucleotides long. NCBI's taxonomy places the organism in Eukaryota, Viridiplantae, Streptophyta, Magnoliopsida, Poales, Poaceae. The record is from the annotation of a GenBank genome assembly.
AUGGUCACCGUCGGCGCCAUGGUGUACCUGGUCGACGGCAGGAGGAAGGUCUGGCGCGCGGACCUCGCGGACCCGGAGCCCAAGGUGGAGCGCCGGAACACGGCGUGCCAGCUCCCGUUCGGCGAGAGCAGCAUGCGCCACUACCUCGUGGAGUCGCUCCGGCACGUCCACCUCGUGCUCGCGGACGAGCACAACGCGCGCGUCGCGCUCUUCAGGCUGGACUGGGACAAGAAGGUGUGGACGCAGGACCGCGUGCGCGGGGACCGUGUCCUGCUUUUGGGCCGCGGGUGCUCGGCCUCUGUGCCGGCGGCGUCGGGCCGGCCGCCUGGCAUGCUGUUGUUCGCGCACCAGCCGUCGUUGAGUCUCGUUGACGUGGGCGGUUGUGGCGUUGGGCUCGCGUGGUUCUGGGCGGAAUCGUGGGUGGAUGAAGGCUCGGAUGAUAAGCUGGUGCUGAAGAAGAAGAUGCACCACCGGCAAGGCGAGUUCACCGCUGGUGACUCGUUCUGGUUCUUCCCGGCCAUCGAUCCGGAUGAAAGGGCUAUGUUUGCAUCGCAGGCCUAG